Messenger RNA from Cantharellus anzutake, 915 nucleotides. RefSeq lists its product as uncharacterized. The transcript is spliced from 3 exons. Bases 269 to 571 code for a protein of 100 amino acids. NCBI's taxonomy places the organism in Eukaryota, Fungi, Basidiomycota, Agaricomycetes, Cantharellales, Hydnaceae. The record is from RefSeq and is a predicted model, not a curated record.
GGAAAGGAAAAAUUCGAUGGCUGAGAUCCACGCUAUCUGUGCGCUAUUGAAUGGUAGCUCGGAGUGACGAUGGAUGCGCUCCCCCGCGCGCAUAUAACGCCACAACAUGUGGCUUUUGAGCAUGCUCGAAAUUAUGGGUUUAAUCCAAGUAGGUAUUUGGUCUGACCUUGUCUCUCUGGGUCACAGAGUAUCACCAUGCAGCGGAUCCGAAAUUUCUCUGCGACGGCCUGUCCACAUGUGAUAGGUCUUGCCACUUGGUGCUGUAUUCAUGGAUAAGAUCAUCGUGCAACCACCGACCAGUUUGUCUGGGCUUGGCGGAGAUCCGUUCCACGAGGCUCGAAUAAGACUUGCUACCAGGGUUUUCAAUUUCUUGCGAGAAUGUUUGGGUAUGCUCCAGGUGUAUUACUCCACAAUAUGGCCCGCAGCAACAGAAUGCGGUACACUAAGCCGGCUCGCCAGGGACGCGAAACGAAGUUCACUGCAGUUCGCGAGCACGAUCCUAUCCGGCUCGCUUCUUGUGCUGUUCAGCAAAUUGUCGCUUGUCCAAUUAUGCUGGGUCGGUGCCUCGUAGCUCUGGUCUCAUCCACUUGACGUUCGGGCAUACUGUAGCGCUGAACGAAUGAACCACGGUCCACCCUUUCAUCUACCAUCUGUAGACCUUGAGCACCAAAGAGGCAUCCUCUGUGCUCAGUUGAGCGUUAAUCUAGCAUCUGAUUCCUCCCCAGGGGGCUGCGUUCCCAGAGACACGUUCCGGAUUGUUCAAUGAUUCUAAUUUAGCGGAAAAUUUGGCUCGAGAAAACGAGCGAGACUCGUCGGGCGACUUAGUUGUAAAGGGCAUUAGUGCCAGCAUGCAAAUCUCUCUGUGUUGUUGACAACGAGAUGUAGGUCGGAAACAGUUCGGCAUGCUCGUAUGUG